UUUUUUUGUAGUUACUAAUUAAAGGUUGAUUUUUUAUAAACACCUUUUUCUUUGGUAUUACUCACACACUUUUUCUUUGGUGUUAUCCAAUCAUGCUCUGGUAUUUGCUGAUAGCUUUGAAACUGGUUGUUGGUACUGAAGUUCAUUGACAAACUGUGAGGAAACAACAGAAGAAGGCAAGACAUUCCAUUGGGAUGCAAUUCUAUUAGCUCAUAUUACAAAUGGUAAUAUUUUAUAUCAAGAGAUAAUUAAACUAGAUCAUGUUGGACAACAUGCAAGAAAUAAAAGAGAUUUGUCAACUAAAAAUCAACAGGGCGACCAUCUAAAUGAAACAGUAUAUGAAUUUUAUGGUUUUGGUAGAUAUUUUGUUGUCUAUCUAUAUAAAAAUAGAAAUUUACUGUCAGAUAAUUUUGUAGUAUUUACUCAAAAACCAGAUGGAUCCGAGUAUGCUCGAACAGAGAUGAAUAUAGAAAAUUGCCACUACCAAGGGUUUUUGUUAAAUCGUACUGGUUCAUCAGUUAUAAUGAGUACUUGUGAUGGAUUGAGGGGUCUCAUUAAAGAUAGUGAUGGAGAAGAAUUUUUUGUCGAAAAAAUAAAUAAUGAAGAGAAAAACAAUGUUACAAAUAACAAUAAAGAAAAUGAUACUUAUAUAAUUUACAGAAUGAAAGAUCUUAUUACCAAGAAAAAAGGCAAAUGCGGUCUAAAUCAUACAAGAAACGUAGUUGAACAUGAUUUUAGUAUACAGCACUUUUUCAAAGAACAUUGGAGGGAAAGAAGAGCUGUUUCAGAUAAAAAAUAUAUAGAAGUAGCUGUAGUGGUUGAUAAUAGAAAGACUCAUGAACUUGGAGAAACAAAAGCAAUCAAUCUUGCAAUAGAAAUUAUCAAUAAUGUUGAUAGUGUUUACAAAACAUUAAACACACGAGUAGUAGUUGUGUCAGUUACUGUUUGGAAUGUAGUUGACAAAAUUCAUAUUGCUUUAAAAGCUGGUACUACGCUAGACGGAUUCAAAACAUACUAUUCAACGGUUAUGUUGGGAGCAUUAAAAAUGCGAUGUGAUAAUGCUCAAUUAAUAACUGGUAUUGAUUUUGAUGGUGACACUGUUGGGCUAGCACCAAUUGGUACAAUGUGUGGUUAUUCAUCGUGUGCAAUAAAUCAGUAUCAUGGCAACCCUGCUAUGACAGCAAAUACUGUUGCUCAUGAAAUGGGCCAUAAUAUUGGAAUGAUUCAUGAUACUGAUACAUGUAAAUGUUCUAAAUCUCCUUGUGUGAUGACCGAAUAUGCAGCGUCUACUCCUGUUCAAUCAUUUUCAAGUUGCAGUCAAGAUGUUUUCAAUAAAAGGUCAGAUAAUGGAGAAAUUCCUUGCAUACUUGAUUAUCCAUCGAAGUUAUACGGAACUCCAAAAUGUCAAAAUGGGUUUUUGGAAGAAGGUGAAACUUGUGACUGUGGCACACCAAUGGAAUGUGCUGAUUCUGGUGCUAUAAAGUGUUGUAAUCCAACUACUUGUAAACUUACUGAAAAUUCUCAGUGUGCUGUUGGCAGUUGCUGUGAUACAUCUACAUGUAAAUUUAAAAAUCAAGGAACUUUGUGUCGAGAUAAAUUUAAUGAUGAGUGUGAUUUACCUGAGUAUUGCAACGGUACAUUCAAAGAGUGUGUUUCAAAUUUUUAUGUCAAAGAUGGAACCACAUGUCAAAAUGGAGAGGGUUAUUGUUAUGGUGGAUCAUGCAAGAGUUUAAGUACUCAAUGUAAAUUGUUUUGGGGUCCAAAUGUCAAAGAAGCUGAACUUAAUUGCUUCUUAUUAAAUGCUAAACCUGUGGAUAAAUGGGCAAAUUGUGGGAAAAAUGACAGGGAUUUGUACGUCCCCUGUGCCGAUGGAGAUGCAAAAUGUGGAAAGCUACAAUGCUCUCCUAUUUCUCCUGAUCUUCCUGUCCCAAACUUGCCAAUUAUUGGAACUAACAGAGGGACAAAUGUUAUUGGUAAAUGCAGAAUGGGGUAUACAUCAAUGGGACCAGAUUUAGAUGAUCCAUCUCUUGCUAUGGAUGGAACAAAAUGUGCUGACAAUUUCGUUUGCAUAAAGAAAAAAUGUACAAAUAUUUCAACUAUUGCUACAAUCAAAAAGUGUUCAACUACUUGUCUUAAUGGCGGGGUUUGCAAUAACGAAGGAAAUUGCCAUUGUCCACCAGGUUUUGCUUGUCCCAAUUGUGAAUUCGCAGGACCAGGUGGUAGUUUAAACUCAGGACAAGGAUGUAUUCUGCAAAGCGAUUGCGGUUGUCUUACGCCAUUAGUGAAGGGUCUUUUAGUGUUGUUCCUGUUAGUUAUUCCUUUGUUAUGUAUUUCGUUGUAUUUCAUGUACCGUUAUCGAGAAAACAUUCGGCUAAGAUUUUCACAUGCUCGAGAAACUAGAAAUAGGAAAAUAAAUGCUACUAAACAUUUGAAUGAACAAGACAAAACGGUUGCUCCUAAAAAUAUUGCUAUUAUUACCCAAGAUGAUCAAAUUAUAGAUCAAGGUAAUUCUAAACAAUUUAAAAAACAAGCAGAUAUAACCAUAGCAGCGUCCAAAGGUCCUAUUGUUCUUACAUAUGAUAACCAAGUAAACUAUCAAAAUAGUCCUAGACCGUAUAACAAGGUCUCCGAGAAGUAUGUACCUUACUCUGAUACUAACGUCACGGCAAAACAUCCAGGAGCGAGAUCGCCUUAUUUAGCUCCAGAAUCUAAUGCUCAUUCAUCUGAAAUAAAUUCUGAAGUUAGAUCAACCCAGAAAAAAGUUAAAAACUGGCCACCCCCUUCAUCUAAUGCAUAAAAAAGUUAAUUGUUCUGUUAAAACUUAUAUUUUUAAACGACGCUGAAUGAAUAAAUAUAAUUAUAUUAUAUACAUAAUAUAUAAUAUAAAUACUUAUAUUCAAAAUACCAUAUAUAAAAUAUAAAUACUUAUAUACGUAAUACCGUUUUUGGUAUUCAACUAUCUUUGAUGGUAUUAAUUUGUUGCUGAUGUUAUUACUGAUGUGUGACUAAUAGGAUGUUUUGUCGAUAAAACCUAUUUAUUGUUGUAUGGACGUAUCCAGUUUGAAACAUUUGUAUAUUUUUAUAUUUUUGGUUACAUUUUAUAUUUUAACUUGUGUAUAUAGUUUGCGAUA
Messenger RNA from Hydra vulgaris (swiftwater hydra), 3131 nucleotides. Its product is annotated as zinc metalloproteinase-disintegrin-like batroxstatin-1. Gene Ontology annotation, biological process: proteolysis. The record is from RefSeq and is a predicted model, not a curated record. NCBI's taxonomy places the organism in Eukaryota, Metazoa, Cnidaria, Hydrozoa, Anthoathecata, Hydridae. Gene Ontology annotation, molecular function: metalloendopeptidase activity.